Molecule: messenger RNA, 372 nt
Organism: Fusarium graminearum PH-1
Lineage: Eukaryota; Fungi; Ascomycota; Sordariomycetes; Hypocreales; Nectriaceae
Exons: 3
Coding region: 1-372 (123 amino acids)
Source: RefSeq, a predicted model, not a curated record
AUGGUUGCAGCAUUUGUUCUCCGACAACAGGAAUAUGUGGCUUGUAUUCUGACAAUUGACAUGCGCGUUUCGGCGUACAUUUUCCCUCAUCUCGGGCUGGUCGUGGUGAGUGCAUCCGUCUUUCACGGCUUUGGCAUCCGUGGUGUGGAGACGGUUCAUGCUAGCACUAAGUUCGAUAUAGACCGCGACCCAUACUUAAAGUGGUGGGGCAUUGCCACCAACCUCGCGCCCAAGUUCGGUCUGACUGUUCCAGUUACCCCGCGUGUGGGCCAUUCUGAGGCUGUGUUGUAUCAUGUGAUACAAAAAACAUUAUAUUGCGAGGCCACACAUAAGUCACAAUUCUACGGAAAAUACUAUGUUUCUUACAAUUGA